AUACGUGUAGAAGUAGAUUAUUUGUAUAUAUACGUGUGAAGAUCAAGGCACAAAGUUGUGUGGUAGCGAUGUCAUUUUGACCUGGUUGCUUGUUUAUUGUAAUUUAUUUGCGUGCACACUCAGGGAGUAAUUCAAACUGUGAAACUGAUAUGCUAUUGUGUUUAAAUAUAAAUGUUUUCACAGUGUCAGACAGUUUGAAGUAGUCGUUCGUACGAUUCACAUUGUUCUGUAAACUGAAAGGUGAAGUCCUCACCUGAUUCCAAAUGUAUUUCAUGGUCAUUCUGUAUCUUAUCUGCAAUCUGUGCAACAAAUCAAAAUUCCAAAUGGAGUCUAAUCUUAUGCUUACUUGUCCCUAUAACAAAUCUCAUCGUAUUGCUCGGUCAAAAUUUAUGCAACACGUAACAAAAUGUAAGAAAACUGUUGAUACAGAAGAUUUUGUGGAAUGUCCAUUGGAAACGAGUCACAUAGUAGAAAGUGAUAAACUUAAGGAGCAUAUUGCAUCUUGUUCACAACUAGGAGAAUUGGUAAGAGAUACAGAUCCUUCAGAAAAAGAACUUAAAUUGCCAACAUUAGUUGGAAAUAUUGAGUCAGAAGAAAAUUGGGACGAGGAACCAGAAACUCCAAGCUAUAAUCCUGCUAAAGUUUCUGCAGAAAAAAAAAUUGUUCGAAGCAUGCCUGGAUUAUCAAAAUCUAAAAGAUUUGCAUUUAGACAAGUCGAACGACAGCGUUUGGCAAACAUAGAAAGAGAAGAAGGAUCAUCGCGUGAGCUUGGAUCUUUUGAAACAAAACAUAAGAUACAUGAAGCGCCACAUGUGCGCCUUCCACGUUCUACCUCUGCAGUGAUAUCAGAAACUGCAAAGAAAAUAGCAAACACUCCUCAAGUGGCGCUAAAUACCAAAGCUGACUUGUCAGAAAACAGUUUUUGCACCAACAGUUCUGUACGUUUGUGCGACAGUUCUGUACAAACUAUGGAUUCUUCAUUUAAAGAUAAUGAAUCAGUUUACAGUUCAGAUUUACAUAAUGAGUUUAGUAUUGAACAUAAUAUUGAAAAUGCUAACAUGGAAAAAUGUCAAAACGACAUGAUAUUUGAGAAAUCGUCACGUUUUCAAGAGUCAUGUGCAAGAGACUCUGUCAUUGAUAAAGAGGAAGAAAAUUUGUCAAUGUUUGAUCAGAAUAAAACAUUGCAAAUUGACGUUGGUGAGUCUGAAAAGAUACUCGAAGCUUUCAGAAAUAACGACAGUGUUGCAAGCACUGUUUCGAAUGAACCGUUAGAGAAAAAUAAACUUCUGUGUUUGUUAAAAAAUGCGGAACACUUGAAAGAAUUAAACCAGUCUGUUGAAAAUGAGACUGUGACAGAUCUUGAGAAAACUGUUAAAAAUUCAGGUGAGAUGGAAUUGGAGUGGGAUGAGAUUGUUCACAAAGUUAAACGUUUAGCUUAUUUAACAGAUAUUCAAAAUACCGCCGCUACGGAAAGUGCACAGUUACUGUUACAAUUAAAGAAUCUUAAAUUGCGUCAGGAUGCGAAAAAGUAAUUUUUUUUCACACACCACUACACAACCAACUCUUACACUUUUAUCUAUCAUGACGAUAGAUAACUUUCCUAACAGACAUCAAAUACAAAGUACACUUUUUUUUACAUAACCAUGUAAGAAAAACAAUCGUGUAUAAGGAAAAAAAACGUAUGUAAGUAUACAAGGCCUACGUGUAUCUGUGAACGCGUUUAAAACUGUAAUAUGUAUACACAGCAGGGUUGCGCUUUCCUCACUGGGAUAGUUGGGCCACAUUAACUUGCAAUUAUCGCGUUUUUCUUUUAUUUCUAUUUAGUAGUAGGAUAAAAGGAGAACGUGAAAAAAAAAAAAGAUUGUGUGACUGUGAGAAUUGUGUACGUAAGAAAAUAACUUGUUUAAUGAUAUGAGUGUCUUUUCUAUUGUAGUUCUUUUAUGUAGUUAUUAAAAAACAUUGAUUUCAAGACAUAUCAUUUAUCUAUCACAGUUAGUUUUUCUGUUUUUGUGAACAAUUAUUUACACACUGACAAUAUUGGUAUUUUGUUUAACAUUUAGUGAACAACAAAG
Molecule: messenger RNA, 2072 nt
Organism: Pseudomyrmex gracilis
Lineage: Eukaryota; Metazoa; Arthropoda; Insecta; Hymenoptera; Formicidae
Exons: 7
Coding region: 264-1532 (422 amino acids)
Source: RefSeq, a predicted model, not a curated record